This is a messenger RNA of Rosa chinensis, 1464 nucleotides long. Its product is annotated as chaperone protein dnaJ 10. The record is from RefSeq and is a predicted model, not a curated record. The transcript is spliced from 10 exons. The coding region runs from base 179 to 1204 and encodes 341 amino acids. NCBI's taxonomy places the organism in Eukaryota, Viridiplantae, Streptophyta, Magnoliopsida, Rosales, Rosaceae.
GUUGGAGAGCCUAAGUCUCAUCUUGGUUUCAAAUAUGGGAUAGAACCCCCAUUAGAAUUGCCCUAAGGGGCAUGCGGCAUACUAGAAGUGACCGGAAGGAGCUUUAUUUUUCAAUCGGCAAUUACGGAUCACAGAUCUGCUAUUCCGUUAUAACAUUGGUUGUGAUGAUCUGACAAAUAUGGUGAGGGAUAGUGCCUUUUAUGCUAUAUUGGAUAUCAAUGUUGACGCCUCUGAUAUUCAGAUAAAAAAGGCUUAUUAUCAGAAGGCAACAGAAGUUCACCCUGAUAAAAAUCAUGGAGAUCCAAAGGCUGCCGAAGAUUUCAUAGCACUUGGUGAAGCUUAUCAGGUCUUAAUUGAUCCUGAGAAGCGUGGAUGGUAUAACAAGCAUGGAAAGCUAUGCAUACCACAGGACUUCUGGUUACACAGUUACUGUGUGUACGGGAUGGUUUAUGGGAGUCAGUGCUUUAAAGAUUACAUUGGCGAAUUUGCUUCGACUACUUUCUUAUCAUGUCUUGAAAUGGAAGAAGAGGCAGAGGAUCCUGAAGUCCGAAACAAGAGAGCUUGGGAGAAGACACAGAAAUUGCUGGAGGAAAGGCAUGAAAAGCUCACUAAGAUUAUGAUAGAUCGCAUUCAACCAUAUGUUGAUGGUCAUAUAGAUGAGUUUGAAAAAUUAGUAGAUUCAGAAGCCCGGCGCCUAUCAACAGCUGCCUUUGGAGAGUGUCUUCUACAUACACUAGGUAUUGCAUACAUGACAAAAGCUGCAAAUGAACUGAAAGGAAAGGAGGAAUGCGGGAGAACAAAGUGGAUCAAAGUAAAUGGUCCCAAAGGAUUCGAGAUGAGGUCGCAAAUACAUGCAGCCAAAGAGUCUGAACGUACUGUGGGACGACUAGAUCGUACAAACCAAUCUCAACAUGACAAGGAAGGAGAUUUACGGCUACACAUUUUUAGUUAUCUAAACAACUGGAGGAUUGAUAAUGCAUGGAGUACUAAUGUAGUCGAUAUUGAUACAAUUUCGUCAUAUAUUUGCAAAGCAAUACUUAAAGACUCCACUGUAUCUAAAGAUGUUCUGAGGCUUCGGGCAGAAGCAUUGGCUAAGUUGGGAAAAAUCUUCAAAGGUGCGAAUCCUCCUUACCGUAGAGAGUACAAUAUCUGCCUUGAAGAUGGACAGCAGAAUGAAAAUGAGGACUCUGAUUACUCAGAUUAAUUGCUUCAUACCACAUCAAGUAUCUCCAUUGUUGAAUGUGGGUUAUUGACGGUUAUCGGUUAUCUUUACAGCUUCACAAGAUGUCCAUCUGCCGAGUGUUAUUUUUAUUUAUAGAAAAUUACAUAUAAAUGUCAUUUUUUUUUUUUUUGAGAAGCAUAUAAGUGUCAUUUUGAGACUUAUAUUAGUCACAAGGCCACCUACAUUUUUUUUGUACAAAUAAGGCCACUUUUGGGCCCAAAAUCAUCAGCUCUUUUUUAUGU